Molecule: messenger RNA, 2381 nt
Organism: Arachis duranensis
Lineage: Eukaryota; Viridiplantae; Streptophyta; Magnoliopsida; Fabales; Fabaceae
Product: threonine--tRNA ligase, mitochondrial 1
Exons: 19
Coding region: 30-2162 (710 amino acids)
Biological process (GO): threonyl-tRNA aminoacylation
Cellular component (GO): chloroplast; mitochondrion; cytoplasm
Molecular function (GO): threonine-tRNA ligase activity; ATP binding
Source: RefSeq, a predicted model, not a curated record
UUCAAGUUCCGCAACUGCAGGUAUUGAAAAUGCUCCGCCGCUACGCUAUCCACAAUCUCCGCCGUAACGGUUUCGUUUACUCCACCGUAACCGCCAUGGUGCCCCACCCCAAGGACGAUGACUAUAGGGACGCCGCCAUUCCGAAGCUUAUCAGGAUGUUCGAGUCCCGUCGUUUCUUUUAUUCCACCGUAACCGCCAUGGUGCCCCACCCCAAGGACGAUUAUUUGAACGCCGCCAUUCCGAAGCGUAUCAAGAUGUUCGAGUCCAUCCAGGCCGAGCAGAAAACCCAGCGCCUCUCACUGUCGCCGGAUCCAAUCAAGGUCACACUUCCCGACGGCACGGUCAAGGACGCCGCCAAGUGGCAAACGACGCCGUUCGAUGUGGCGAAAGAGAUUUCGAAGAACCUCGCCAACAACGCACUCAUCGCGAGGGUCAAUGGCGUGCUAUGGGACAUGGCCAGGCCUCUCGAGCAGGAUUGCGAACUCAGGAUCUACAAGUUCGAAGACGACGAAGGCCGAGACACUUUCUGGCACUCUAGUGCUCUCAUUCUUGGCCAGUCGCUUGAGAUGGAGUACGGAUGCAAGCUCUGCAUUGGGCUUUGUACUACAAGAGGAGAGGGUUUCUAUUAUGAUGCGUUUUAUGGUGACUUGGGAUUGAAUGAUGAUCAUUUCAAGCAAAUUGAGGCUCGGGCGUUGAAGGCAGUUGGGGAAAAACAACCUUUUGAGCGCAUUGAAGUAACACGUGAUCAAGCACUUGAGAUGUUUUCAGAUAAUGAGUUCAAGGUUGAAAUUAUCAAUGAUUUGCCUGCUGAUAAAACCAUCACAGUAUACAGAUGUGGUUCACUAGUAGAUCUGUCUCGUGGACCACAUAUACCCAAUAAUUCCUUUGUUAAGGCAAUUGCCUGUUUGAAGGCUUCUUCAGCAUAUUGGAGGGGGAACAAAGCUCGGCCUACUUUACAAAGAGUUUAUGGCAUAUCUUAUCCUGAUCAGGAGAGUUUAAAGGAAUAUUUGCUUAAGCUGGAGGAGGCUAAAAAGUAUGAUUACAGGAAUUUCGGAGUGGAACAGGAGCUUCUUUCUCAUCAUGAAUCGAGCCCAAGAGGCUGGUUUUUCCUUCCACGUGGUGCACUGGUAUACGAGGAAUUGAUGAAUUUCAUUAGCAGUCAAUACGAAGUCAGGGGCUAUGAAGAGGUCAUAACUCCAGAUCUAUUUUGCUUUGAUAUUAAAAAGCACAAAUUUGGGCUGAAAGCAAUCUGGCGCUGCUCGGUCUUCAAGCAUAGAGCUCGCUCGUACAGUGAACUUCCUCUUCGCAUGGCUGAGUUUGGGCCUGGGGGCUUGUAUAGAAAUGAGGCUAGUGAUGAUUUGAGUGAGUUGAAGCAUCGUAGGAUAUUUGAGAAGGAUGAUGCACAUAUUUUUUGCAGGGAGUCUCAGAUAAAGGAUGAAGUUAGAGAAGCCUUGAAGUUCAUCGAUUAUGUCUAUGAAAUAUUUGGUUUCACAUACGAUCUCAAGCUUUCAACAAGGCCAGAGAAUUCCUUCGGAGAAACAGCAACAUGGGAGAAAGCUGAAAGUGCCCUUAAGGAAGCUCUGGAUGAAUUUGGGAAGCCUUGGCAGCUGAAUGAAGGGGAUGGUGCAUUAUAUGGACCAAAGAUUGAUAUCAAAGUAUCUGAUGCAUUGAGUAGGAAAUUUCAGUGUGCAACUUUGCAGCUUAAUUUCCAACUACCUAAUUGUUUUAAGUUGGAAUACUUGGCUGAGGAUGAAGCUAAGAUUGAGAGGCCUGUCAUGAUACACAUGGCCAUUCUAGGAUCUGUUAAGCGCUUGUUUAACAUACUUUUAGGGCACUACAAGGGUAAAUGGCCCUUCUGGCUAAGUCCUCGUCAAGCAAUUGUUUGCCCUGUGUCGAAGAAAUCACAAGCUUAUGCAAAGAAGGUGAAAGAUGAAAUCUACAGCAAAGGGUUUCUUGUUGAUGCUGAUUUAAGAUAUAGGAAAAUUGAAAAGAAGGUGCGAGAGGCUCAGCUAGCACAGUACAACUACAUCUUGGUUGUUGGAGAGCAGGAAGCAGAAACUGGACAGGUGAGCGUGCGGGUAAGAGAUAAGGAGGAUCUUACCACUAUGAGUAUCGAGGGCUUGCUCGAACGGUUCAGCGAAGAUGCAAAAAAUUUUCGUUGAGCUACCUUUAGUAACAUGAAUAUUGCUUUCACUUAUCAGCUAAAUUUGUUAAGGGUGGUCCUCCAUGCCAUUAGUAACAUGUACAGUACUACGUCUACAUGGUACUUUUAGAUGCUAAAUCUCGUGAUUUUCACUAUAGUAAAUUCAAGUGAUUUAAUAUCAUAUCAAUAUGUAUCGAUACUUGUAGUUUCAUUUAUCUAAGACAAAAAAUAUUAUGUA